Messenger RNA from Thalassophryne amazonica, 1150 nucleotides. It is a transcript of the gene c1h8orf74, whose product is annotated as chromosome 1 C8orf74 homolog. The coding region runs from base 84 to 941 and encodes 285 amino acids. The record is from RefSeq and is a predicted model, not a curated record. Lineage: Eukaryota; Metazoa; Chordata; Actinopteri; Batrachoidiformes; Batrachoididae. The transcript has 5 exons.
UAGUCAGUUCACUGUGUCGAGAACACUUACCGACUUCAGUGACUCGUUUUUCUUUUUCUUUAGGAAACAACUGUAAUGGCCUCAUGGAUUCCCUCACAGAGAGUGAAAUAUCUGAGAUAGCAAAACUGGAGAGAGCUGCUGGCGUACAGAGGCUCGGCUGUCACUUCUCGUGGCCUGAGUUCUCUGAUGAACGGACGGAUCUCCACCAGGAGUUUGUGUAUGAUGUUGCUAUGUUUGCCGCAGACCAGGGCUACCCGUGGCCUAACGUGAUCCGAGCAGCGGUGGUGGCCAAAGUCAUCUUCCUGGGAAUGAACGGUUUGGAUCCACUCUCACUAAUGUCCUUGGUGAAGGAUUCACUGUCUGGGUGUUUUCAGAACCUUACACCCAGCCAGCAAAAGGACUUUGCCAAGUACUUCUUAGACACCUGUGUGGCUCGGCAGCAACUUUUCCAGGCGGUGGUGAGCGGAGCCGCUAACGUAACAGUGACGCAGCUCCACUUGGAAGUACGGCUGCCACCCAGACUGGUUCCUCUGUCGCAGGGCGUCGAGCUGCAUGAGUGGGAGCAGCGGCGUCACCAGUAUGACCUAGCAGCCGCUUUGCGGCAGAAGGAGGAGGAACUGAAGCGUAUCAGACAGGGGUCAAGGGUCACUCUGGGUGAGAUUGAUGUUCCAAAAAGUGAAGGGCUGGACAAAGAGGGUGUUCUGGAGGCAGUCCGUGCAGCGGUGAGGGUCGCCGGAGGUCAGGUGCAGGCGAGUCUCGACCUCGAGGCCUCACUGGUCAGUGACAUCAUACGGCUCAAAGCGCAGCAGGCUGCACAGACCACCACGGCGCCGCAGAGCUCCGAUCUUUCUGACGACAGUUACGUCACGGCAACAAAGACAAAGCAGGACAAAGCGAGACCGGCAAAAACAAGAGGGAAAGAGUCCGCACAUGCACUGUGACGGCGCAUUCAGCCUCAUACAGAGAAGGUCUGUGGAGCUACAACCUUAGACUUUAUUCAUGCGUCAGUGUUACACAGUAUGUAAAUGCUAACCUGUUCCUGUUGGUGGUUCUAAUCUAAUUAACUGUUAAAGCACCUGGGCUGUCAUCUUUUUGAGUGUCUCAUUUUUAAAAAAUAGAUGUGUAUAUUUAACAUCUGAUAUUUUAGUCA